Molecule: messenger RNA, 2803 nt
Organism: Pelodiscus sinensis (Chinese soft-shelled turtle)
Lineage: Eukaryota; Metazoa; Chordata; Testudines; Trionychidae
Source: RefSeq, a predicted model, not a curated record
GAUAUAACUUGGCAAGAUGAACACUCAGCCCCUUUCUCCUGGGAAACGAAGAGUCAGAUGGAAUUCAGUGUUGCAUCUUUAUCUAUACAAGAACAAGGUUCACAAAAUGAACAGAGGCAACUAGUCAAAGCAGCUCCCGCUGUGCAGGCCCCCAAAUCUUCUCAGGGUAAUAAGGCACCUAGCUCCGAUGGGCUAAUGCCAGCGAGGAAGGAAGAGGAAUCAUCUUUCUGGAAGAUAAAUGCAGAGCGCUCAAAGGUUGAAGGUGAACAGGCUGAAUUCCAGUCCUUGACCCCCAGCCAGAUCAAGUCCAUGGAGAAAGGAGAGAAAUCCCUUCCAACAUAUUACAGGCAAGAUUCUGCUCCAAGAGAGACAACUAGAGCUGAGAAGUCAAGCAUAGCUAAACAAGAAAAGUCUGUCAACCCAAGCCUUCCUGUCGCAUCCCUAGAAUGGGAGAAGCCUCGACCCAGACAGCCGUCUGCUAGCACUCUAGAUGACCUCUUUCCUCCUGAACAACCAGCAUCUGCAGGGUCAAAAAAUGAAGAUGCUGAUGGCACAAUGCUUUCAGACCCACAAACCUUUGGACAGAUUAAUACCAGCAAUGUUAUCUUGAAGACUGGAUUUGAUUUUCUAGAUAACUGGUAAAGAUACCUCAGAAUAGUUCAGAUCAAUUUUGGGAAGAAAAAGGGACAUCUUUCUCAGUGUAUGUUAAGUUACUAACUAGCAUCUGUGUAUUUAAAAAAAAGUUUCAAACUCAAAGUUGGGCUUUGUAUAAACAUUUUUGUAAGACCAGCUGCAUUUUUGUAUUUUAAAAAUGAUCCAGUGAUAGAAAUGUGGUCUCACUUUGGGUUUUUUCAAAUGUCUGUUACAAGUUGAAUAGUUAUUUUAUUGAGGGACUAAUUUUCUACCAAUUUGUGUAUUAAGGAUAGAUAAACCUAAUCAAAACCUCUCAUUCAAAUGAAUGACUCUACCAAGAACAGGUUUCUAUUUUCAGUAGCAGCAUAGCCAACAAGGCUAAGCAACCUGAUAGGUCACUACAAAAAUCAAAUGGAGUAUUGCUCUAAAUAAGCUACCAAAACACUGUCCUGCGUGCUUCAGUUAACUGAUGGGGGGAAAAAAAAACCAUGGAAAAAAUAAGCAUAUUAAAAAUUAUAUUAACUUUGUAUAUUUUGUAUUUAGUCAGUAAUUUCUCUACGUCUGUUUUGAGAAAGUAUAAGGGUUUUGCCCCAAGAAUUGAUCUAAAGCAGUGUUUCUCAAAGUGGGUUGCGGGCCUGUGCCACUUUGUUUAUCUAAAGUGUCCGUAGCCAUGGAGCCUCACAGUUCUCCUUGGCUACGGUUUACCGUUUCCAGCCAACAGGAGCUGCAGAAACUGAUCUAAAGUAGCAUUGCAGCUGUACCCCAGAAAUGGAAUAAAGUCAGUUUUCUGUGGGGGAAAAAAAAUAUUUUCCUCCAAACAUGCAAUGCAUAGGGGAAUACUACUUGUUUUGGGUUAGACUGAAAAACACAGUCUUGGGAAAUGCAUACCUACAGUGGUCACUGAUUUCCUUAUAUAUUGUGCUAACUCCUGCAAGCUGACGUGUUGGAAUGAAAUACUUAUCUCCAGAAGUAUAAAUCACCACCUAAGUGAGUUACAGUAAACUGAUAUGCUUUGCCACAAGUUAUAGCAAUAAGAUUUUUAUGUUUAAAACUGCUAUUCCUCGAGUACAAGUCAACUUAGUUUCUGGUGCUCUUUCUCCCCUUGUGCAUACAUUCUCUGGUGUGCAACAUGAGACAAAUAGACUUUUGGAAGGGUACGUGGCAAGCUGGUGUUCAGUAUAGAAAACAGAAUAAAGCUAUCUUUGAACUGCCAUCUCUGAAAUGCACCAUAAUUUACACACUGACUCUCACUGUGUUUACCUUGCCUUGAAGCCUUAAUUCCCCUUACGCACAACAGUGAAUGGUUUCUCUGAUGCCAAAGGCUUAUGACCUUUCACUUUUACCUCAGUAAUUUGGUUCAGAGAAUAUUUCUUUUGGGGUAGCUGGCAAAAUCUACAACUCAUUUUAGUCAGUCAAUGCGAAAGCUAUAUCAAGGCCAACUGAUGGAUAGUCUCUACCAGCUAGAUCAUAAGGCCAAGGCCUCUCUUGGGCUGACAUUUGAUAGUUUGCAAUCUUUAACAGUAGCAGUUGAACCAGCACAUUUCAGACUUUCUGCAGAAUGUUUUCCUAAUAUUCAAGGAUUUUUAAAAAAAAAAAAAAAAAAACCCUUCCAAAUCUUCCGGUAUCUAGUCUGUAAACUGCUGUAUUGCUGCAUUGUUUGCUUUGUAGACAGACACAUGUUGGUAUCAAUAGCAGUAAAUAAUGCAGCCUAAUGUCAAAAUAUAGCCUUGGUCAAAACAAGUACCCACUUCUAGUAAUAAAAAUAAUGCAGAUGGCUAGUAAGAAAGAACUUGAGGAAAUGUCAUUCAGUUUUGUUUGAGGUAAAUUGCUACACAUACUUAGAUUAAGUGUAUUUAGUAGCCUAGUCUAUAAGUAUUUCAGAAGUUUCUUUACUUUCAUUCCUCCCAGAUGCCUCUCCCUAUCCACCCCACCCAAAAAGUUAUAAAAUGGGGUUUGUAUUAGUACGCUUCAGUUCAGGACAAGUUUUCUCCUUUCAAGUUUUUUGCCUGGAUUAUAUGUACAACUUUAGCUGUUCAGUUUAAUAUUUCUAAAAUGUCUCUUGAAGCUGUUACUCAUCUGACACUAAAAUUGUGACUUGAGCACAAAUUCUAUAGAUGUAGAACAGUCCUCUACAUAAAGUGCAAAUCUGCACUAAAUCCUUGGAUUUUUU